GCAGUAGGGCUCAAGUCUCCGCUGGAAGACAGGAGUCACGAAAUGUUCCGCCUAAUGAUGUUGCUAGCGGGGCUCCGUGGCUUGCUAACGUCAAGACCCGCUCUUGGCAACCACCAUUCUACUUUCUGUCUCCAUGGAUUUGACUGCUCUAGUUUCCUCAUGUUUUCAAAAUUCAUUUCUACAAAUUAUAUUUCCAGAGAAAAUCCAAGCAAAUACAAGUGAUAAUUCAAAAGUAGAAAAUGAACAGGUAUCCUAUAUUAUUCCAAUAGAUGAGAAACCGUAUACCGUGCACCUUAGGCAAAGAUUUUUUUUAGCAGAUAAUUUCAUGGUUUAUUUGUAUAAUCAAGGAUCUGUGAAUUCUCAUUCUUCAAAUAUUCAGACUCAGUGCUACUACCAAGGAUAUAUCGAAGGAUAUCUGAACUCUGCUGCCACACUUAGCACGUGCUCUGGACUGAGAGGAAUAUUGCAGUUUGAAAAUCUUUCUUAUGGAAUUGAGCCUCUGGAAUCUGCAGUUGAAUUUCAGCAUCUUCUUUAUAAAUUAGGAAAUGAAAACAAUGAAUUUGCAGUUCUUACUAAAAAUAACCAAGACACAGAACAAAACCCAAUGGACUAUAAUAUUUUUAUAAGUGAAAAACCAGAAUCAGCUGUUCCAGAUUUAAUUCCUCUUUAUCUAGAAAUGCAUAUCGUGGUGGACAAAGUUUUGUAUGAUUACCUGGGCUCUGAUAGCAUGAUGGUAACAAAUAAAGUCAUCGAAAUUAUUGGCCUUGUAAAUUCGAUGUUUACGCCAUUUAAAAUUACUAUUGUGCUGUCAUCUUUGGAAUUGUGGUCAGAUAAAAAUAAGAUCUCUACUGUUGGUGAGGCAGAUGAAUUAUUGCAUGCAUUUUUAGAAUGGAAAAAGUCUUAUCUUACCCUAAGACCUCAUGAUAUUGCGUAUCUAUUCAUCUAUAGAGAUUAUCCAGAUUAUGUGGGAGCAGCAUUUCCUGGAAAGAUGUGUGUUACCAGUUAUUCUGCAGGAAUUGCUUUGUAUCCCAAGGGGAUAACUUUGGAGGCAUUUUCAAUUAUUGUCACCCAGAUGCUGGGACUCAGUCUGGGCAUAUCAUAUGAUGACCCAAGGAAAUGUCGAUGUUCAGGAGCCAUCUGCAUAAUGAGUCCAAAAGCCAUGCAAUCCAGCGGUGUGAAGACUUUUAGCAAUUGCAGUUUGAGUGACUUUGAAAAUUUCAUUUCAAAUAUGGGUGCCCGGUGUCUUCAGAAUAAGCCACAAAUGCAGAGGGCUCCGGCAUCAAUCUGUGGAAAUGGCAGAGUGGAGGGAAAUGAAAUCUGUGACUGUGGUACUGAGGAACAAUGUGGACCUGAUAGCUGUUGUAAUCCUCAAACUUGUGUGCUGAAACCAAAUACACAGUGUGAUAGAGGCUCAUGCUGCAACAACUGUCAACUUAUGCAAGCAGGUGCUGUAUGUAGGCCCAUUGCGCAUCCUGAAUGUGAUGUUCCUGAGGUUUGUAAUGGAAGCUCAGGAAGCUGUCCGGCUGAUAUAACUAUACACAAUGGACACAAAUGUAAAGGAGGAAAAGCUUUUUGUUUUGAUGGAGGCUGCCAAGAUCUUGAUGCACGUUGUGAGAGCAUAUAUGGAAAAGGUUCCAAAAAUGCUCCAUUUGCCUGCUAUGAAGAAAUACAGUCUCAAACUGAUAGGUUUGGGAACUGUGGUAGAGAAAGAAGCAAAUAUAAAUUUUGUGCAUGGAGGAAUCUUAUAUGUGGCAGAUUAAUUUGCACCUACCCCUUUCAAACUCCUUUCCUUCGAGACGGUGCUUCUGUGAUUUAUGCUUUUGUACGAAAUACUGUAUGUAUAACUAUGCACUACACAACGAAAGGUGGAGAAGAUCCAAUGGUGGUCAAAAAUGGCUCUAUUUGUGAUACUGGGAGGAUUUGUGUAAAUCGUGAAUGUGUAGAAUCAAGGAUACUUGCAGACAGAUCAUAUGAGUGUUCACUAAAGUGCAAUGGACAUGGAGUGUGCACUUCUGAGAUGACGUGCAACUGUUCUAGUGGCUACAGACCUCCAGAUUGCCAAGCGCUCUCCAGAAUACCUUCCAGAUUGCCUGGGGGACAGGGUUUAAUCAAGGAAAGAGGUUUUGAGAAGGCUGGGGAGAAGCAGUGGCUUUUGGGUACCUACAUUGCUUUACCUGUUCUCGUCGUAGCAACCAUAGUAGCUGUUUCAUGGAAGCCUUUGAAAAAGUGGUUCAGCAAGAAAGAGGAACCCCAAAGUAGCGAAUCAGAAGGCAGCACUCACAGAAAUGCUAGCAGGUAG
Molecule: messenger RNA, 2299 nt
Organism: Lagenorhynchus albirostris (white-beaked dolphin)
Lineage: Eukaryota; Metazoa; Chordata; Mammalia; Artiodactyla; Delphinidae
Gene: ADAM32
Product: ADAM metallopeptidase domain 32
Exons: 21
Coding region: 134-2299 (721 amino acids)
Biological process (GO): binding of sperm to zona pellucida; cell adhesion; proteolysis
Cellular component (GO): plasma membrane
Molecular function (GO): metalloendopeptidase activity
Source: RefSeq, a predicted model, not a curated record